AGUAUUUCCAAAACAAUUAGCCAUCACACCGAGAGAGAGAGAGAGAGAGAGAGAGAGAGAGAGAGAGAGAGAGAGAGAGAGAGAGAGAGAUGGAACUUUAUGAUAAUGAUUUCUUGGAGGAAUCAAUGGCUCUAAGAAGAGAACCAUGGGAUACCAAUCCGUGUUCACAAGAAAACCAGCUUUUCUCUAAUGCUUGGAGUUUUGAUUGUUUUGAUCAAAACUAUCAAGCUUUUCCUUCAAAUUCUUUCUCUUUGCAAGAAGUGCCUCAGAGUUACAACUUCGACUACACCUUCAAUGAAAUCUACAGUUCCUUAUUUAAUGAGUUUUCUGCACCUCAGAUUGUAGAUUCAUCUUAUAGCACCCUUGAUGCUUCACAUAUUAGCACCCCUUCAUUUGUUCCUCAUGAAGAUUAUCCAUUGUCUUUGAUGGAAGAAGAAGAUCCGGGUUUGCUUGGGGAAGAGCUUCAUUGUUUGGACCUUCAAGCAACAUGCAAAAUGGAGCCAAGCCAUUCCCCUGAAAUGCCUGUUUUCAACACAGAUUCUUGUGUGGAAAGAAAGACUAGAGCAAAGAAGCUUCAGGGGCAACCUUCCAAGAACCUAAUGGCAGAGAGAAGAAGAAGGAAGAGAUUAAACGACAGACUCUCCAUGCUAAGAUCAAUUGUCCCAAAGAUAAGUAAGAUGGACAGAACAGCUAUUCUUGGAGACACUAUUGAUUAUAUGAAAGAGCUCUUGGAAAAGAUUAACACUUUGAAGCAAGAAAUAGAGGUGGAUUCCAACACUGCUACCAUUUUCAAGGAUUUAAAGCCAAACGAAAUCUUAGUAAGAAAUUCUCCCAAGUUUGAUGUGGAGAGGAGAAAUGCCAAUACAAGGGUGGAGAUCUGCUGUGCUGGGAAGCCAGGCUUGCUGCUGUCUACGGUAAACACAUUGGAAACACUAGGCCUGGAGAUCCAACAAUGUGUUAUUAGCUGUUUCAAUGAUUUCACAGUGCAAGCUUCUUGUUCAGAGGAACUGCAGCAGAAGAAAAUUCUGAGUUCAGAAGAUAUAAAACAAGCACUAUUUAGAAGUGCAGGAUAUGGAGGAAGAUGUUUGUGAGAAUAGAAGCUAGAGAAGUGCAAAAUAUCACAGCGAGUGCACUUUAGCUAUGUAGGAAGAGUUUUUGAGUUUCUGAUGAUGAUCCAUUAAUUUAUAAGCCAAGUUAGCUGGAUUUCUUUUUUCUUAAUGUCUGAGAAUAAUUGAUUUCUUCAACAAGAACAUGUUAACAUGUUCACCUAUGAA
Messenger RNA from Vigna angularis (adzuki bean), 1274 nucleotides. Its product is annotated as transcription factor bHLH93. Gene Ontology annotation, cellular component: nucleus. The coding region runs from base 90 to 1091 and encodes 333 amino acids. The record is from RefSeq and is a predicted model, not a curated record. Gene Ontology annotation, molecular function: DNA-binding transcription factor activity; protein dimerization activity; sequence-specific DNA binding. Gene Ontology annotation, biological process: regulation of DNA-templated transcription. The transcript is spliced from 4 exons. NCBI's taxonomy places the organism in Eukaryota, Viridiplantae, Streptophyta, Magnoliopsida, Fabales, Fabaceae.